Molecule: messenger RNA, 1294 nt
Organism: Stegodyphus dumicola
Lineage: Eukaryota; Metazoa; Arthropoda; Arachnida; Araneae; Eresidae
Gene: HDAC1
Product: histone deacetylase 1
Biological process (GO): heterochromatin formation
Cellular component (GO): NuRD complex
Molecular function (GO): histone deacetylase activity
Source: RefSeq, a predicted model, not a curated record
ACGGGAAAUUAACCGGCUUUGUAAUUUUCGCAAUGGCAUAUUGGCAUCAGUGCACGUUACUUUUGGUCGGAACUUUGUUCGUUUCCUGAAGUUUUUUGAAAUAUAUAUAUUUAAUUUUGUGAAUGAAAAUUAGUAACAUAUAAGAUCAUGACUGCUCCUCACUCAAAGAAACGAGUUUGUUACUAUUAUGAUGGUGAUAUUGGGAAUUACUACUAUGGCCAGGGUCACCCAAUGAAGCCACAUCGCAUUCGCAUGACUCAUAAUUUAAUCUUGAAUUAUGGCCUUUACAGAAAAAUGGAAAUCUAUAGACCACAUAAAGCCACUCAAGAAGAAAUGACUAAAUAUCAUAGUGAUGAUUAUGUUCGGUUUCUGCGAAGUAUUCGGCCUGAUAACAUGUCGGAAUAUAACAAACAAAUGCAGAGAUUUAAUGUUGGUGAGGAUUGUCCUGUGUUUGAUGGAUUGUAUGAAUUUUGCCAGCUAUCUACUGGUGGAUCAGUUGCUGGUGCAGUGAAGUUAAAUAAACAAGCAGCAGAAAUUGCUGUUAACUGGGCUGGUGGACUUCAUCAUGCAAAAAAAUCAGAAGCAUCAGGAUUUUGCUAUGUGAAUGACAUUGUGUUAGCAAUCCUAGAACUUCUUAAGUAUCAUCAAAGGGUAUUGUAUAUUGAUAUUGAUAUUCAUCAUGGGGAUGGUGUUGAAGAAGCCUUUUAUACCACUGAUCGAGUUAUGACUGUAUCUUUUCAUAAGUAUGGAGAAUAUUUUCCUGGAACUGGGGAUCUAAGGGACAUAGGUGCAGGUAAAGGGAAAUACUAUGCUGUCAAUUUUCCUCUUCGUGAUGGUAUAGAUGAUGAGUCUUAUGAACAAGGCAUUUUUCAACCACUAAUCUCGAAAGUAAUGGAAAUGUAUCAACCAAGCGCCAUAGUUCUUCAAUGUGGUGCUGAUUCCUUGUCUGGUGAUAGGCUUGGCUGUUUUAACCUAACAUUAAAAGGUCAUGGCAAAUGUGUUGAAUUUGUGAAGAAAUAUAAUUUGCCACUGCUGCUGUUGGGUGGAGGUGGCUACACUAUUAGAAAUGUUGCUAGAUGUUGGACUCAUGAAACGUCCGUUGCACUUAAUCAUGAUGUAGCAAAUGAGCUACCAUAUAAUGAUUACUUUGAAUAUUUUGGACCUGAUUUUAAACUUCAUAUUAGUCCAUCUAACAUGGCAAAUCAAAAUACUCCUGAAUAUCUUGAAAAAAUAAGGACUAGAUUAUUUGAAAAUUUAAGAAUGCUACCUCAUGCUCCAGGAGUUCAAAUGCAGC